Oppiella nova is the source of this 861-nucleotide messenger RNA. NCBI's taxonomy places the organism in Eukaryota, Metazoa, Arthropoda, Arachnida, Sarcoptiformes, Oppiidae. The record is from the annotation of a GenBank genome assembly.
AUGAAUUACAGUGGUUCACAUCGCGUGAAAUUAUUAAGCUUCUACCGAAAGGGCACUUUGCGGACACCUCGACACAGCCGGGCCAACUCAUUUGUCAAGAAGUUAACCCGACACCAUCACCACAAUGUGCUGGCUGUCAUUGAACGCAAUUAUGACGACCAGUAUAACAAAGUGCUGGACAAACGUCAGGAGAGACCCAAACGGAUCACAUUCUUGACCCAAAUAUCCACGAUAUCCGCGGUCUCUAUGACGUCGAUGGAGACGUUGUCGCGAGCGCUCAGCGAAUCCAAAGAACUCUUACUUCACAUCUCAGCCGUCGAUCUCAUAGAAUGGCCUCAAUAUCGGUGGUAUCGCAGGAUAUUGGAGUGCAUUAAAGCCAUCCCUUACUUCGUAAUGACUCUUUGCAUACCUGUCGUGGACUUAGAGAGUCCUAAACACAAUUGGUGUCGACUCUUGACGUGUAUUCAUAUGAUAUUCGCGCCACAAAUCGGUCUCUUCUUUCUCGAGCAAACAAAUUUCCUGAUUAACGACUCAUUUCCUCUUUGGGCGGUUCUCUUGUUGUGUUCGUUGGGAGUGUCGGUCCUCUUAUACCUCACGUCCAGACCCUCGGAACCGCCUAUUUAUCAUAAUUUCUUAAGUGAUGCUAUACUGGGUCUUAUAAUAUUAGCCUGGGGUAACAGUCUAGACUUAAUAUCAGACCUAUCAAUGGCACGACGUGGUUAUCCAGGUAUCGGCAUCUCUGCUUGUUUUGGUGGACCACUGCUUAACUUACUUUUGGGUUUGGGAUUACCCUAUACUAUACUCUUAGUUGAUGAACCAGAGGAUGACGGGGUUGAGUUAGUGUACAACCACAUGGAUUGA